AUGGUCCACCCCCCCCCCCCCCCCCCCCCCACCCCCCCAGAGGAGUACCAGUGCAGCGGGCUCCUGGAGCAGGACCUGGCCGAGCUCUGCGCCCGCGCUGGCAUCGUCCCCGUCCCCGCGGUCACCCCGCGGCCGGCCCCCGCUGGCCCUGCAGGGUCGGCGGGGUCGGAGACCCGCACCCAGCACCGGCACGGCCAGCGCUGCGUCCAGGUGGAGACGGAGCACGAUGACCCCCGGAGCGUCCGCGAGGUCUUCGUGCGAGGCUGGACCAUCGAGGAGGAGAUGCUGGGCGUCCUCGGCAAGUGCCUGCCCGCCCUCGCCCACCUGCGGGCCGUGCACCUCUGGAGGGCCGGGCUGACCGACCGCCUGCUCCCCGCGCUGACCACGCUGCUGGCACGCUGCCCCGGCCUCGGGACGCUCAGCCUGGAGGGGAACCCCUUGCCGGAGCAUUCCUUCCACCUGCUGAUGGGGCCCGGCAGCACGCUGUCCCACCUCUCGCUGCGCAACAACGGCAUCGGCGACGAGGCCGCCCGGCUGAUCGGGCAGAGCCUCUCCACCCUCGGCUCCUCCAACCGCAGCCUGGUCUCGCUGGUCCUCAGCUUCAACCACAUCUCGGACGUGGGAGCGGGGCACAUCGCCCAGGGCUUGCGCUGGAACCGCUCGCUGCUGUCGCUGUCCCUGGCGCACAACCACAUCGGGGACGCGGGGGCCCUGCGGCUGGCAGAGGUGGGCUUCUCGCUCCAGCAGGGGAGCAGGAGCGGGAUGGGGCCGGAGAGGGAUGGG
Oxyura jamaicensis (ruddy duck) is the source of this 783-nucleotide messenger RNA. RefSeq names its product leucine rich repeat containing 71 (gene LRRC71). The record is from RefSeq and is a predicted model, not a curated record. Gene Ontology annotation, molecular function: protein binding. The annotation marks the transcript as partial. Lineage: Eukaryota; Metazoa; Chordata; Aves; Anseriformes; Anatidae. The transcript is spliced from 8 exons.